AUGCCUCGUUCGAACUCCAAUAAUUCACAUUACCUUGCCCUGAGCACACUGGCCAGUGUUCAGCCUCACUUCACAACUUAUACAGGUGUGGGUGUUCCCAACCCGUCUCCCGAGUCUCAUAUUUCCCCCGUUAUAUCAAAAACAGGCCUGCAAACCCCAGAGGGUGCCCGUGAUGCUCAGCUCUCAGACCCCCCUGCCAAGGUCCUUCCUGUCUCACCAUAUAACCACACUGCCAUGCUGAUUGUCCUCAUCCACGAUGGAAAUACUGAUGAGAGACCAAAAGCUAUCGUGUCCAUACAACCUGAUAAACAGGUGUUUAUAGGAGAGACUGUCACUCUCAGAUGUGACAUACAGGGAGAAGGAGUCUCUAACUGGCAGUACAGCUGGAAUAAAUAUGAUCCAUACAGACCUGUCAGUAAUGAACAGCAGUACAGAAUCAACUCUGUUACAGAGUCUCACAGAGGAAAAUACACCUGUGAAGGAAAAGAGAGAGGAAGAUUACGCUACUCACAGAUCAGUGACGCUGUUAGACUGACUGUAUCAGAUCUACCCAGAGCUACACUGACUGUAGAACCGGAGAGUCCUGUGUUCAGAGGAGAGUCAGUCACUCUGAAGUGUGAGAUUAUCACUCAUGAUGGAUGGACAUAUCAGUGGUAUAAACAGGAUACAUGGCGUAGCUUGACUGCAGUGUCUCAGUCUGUGUAUUACACUGUAAACAGAGACACUCUCACCAUCAGAGAAGAUGCUGUGAUUAAUGGAGAUCAGUAUCAGUGUAGAGGAGAGAGGCGUUACAGACCAACAUCAUCACAGUACACUAACUUUGUUACACUCACUGUAAAGGAAAAACCUAAACCUGAACUCACAUCAAGCCAUAAAGGAGCUGCACUGAUAGGAAAUCCAGUGGUUCUGUACUGUAAGCUGGAUCAGUCAGCUGGAUGGAAGUUUUACUGGAUCAAACACACACAGAACCCUGAGAAUGAGAUCAAGACUGAAACACACUCCUACGCCAUCAGCUCAGUUAGUGUCUCUGAUGGAGGACAAUACUGGUGCAGAGCUGGGAGAGGAGACCCAGUCUACUACACUCACUACAGUGAUGCUCUCUGGAUACGUGUUACUGGUAAACUUUCUGCUACUGAUCUGGUGCUAAACAUGGCCUAUAAACUGCACAGCCUAUACACAGCUUCAUGA
Molecule: messenger RNA, 1188 nt
Organism: Colossoma macropomum (tambaqui)
Lineage: Eukaryota; Metazoa; Chordata; Actinopteri; Characiformes; Serrasalmidae
Product: leukocyte immunoglobulin-like receptor subfamily B member 2
Exons: 7
Coding region: 1-1188 (395 amino acids)
Biological process (GO): cell surface receptor signaling pathway
Molecular function (GO): transmembrane signaling receptor activity
Source: RefSeq, a predicted model, not a curated record